Molecule: messenger RNA, 1146 nt
Organism: Caenorhabditis briggsae
Lineage: Eukaryota; Metazoa; Nematoda; Chromadorea; Rhabditida; Rhabditidae
Exons: 4
Coding region: 1-1146 (381 amino acids)
Source: RefSeq, a predicted model, not a curated record
AUGAACAACGCUUUGGAUUCGCUACCUAAUGAUGAAUUCGAGUUCAUCGAGUCUUUCGACGAAGAUUCCGAAGAACACGAAGAGCAUGACGAUCAAUGGAGUAUGCAGCAGAGCAUCAAAAUCGAACCAAUCUCCAUUCUGAUGCCUAAAACUCUUCAACCAGAGCGCUCGUUAUCCCCAGUUGGAUCGAAAGCUCCAGAAUCCAUCGCUGAUCCAGAACGUACUCCAGAGGCUUCUCUCGUUGAAACUCCACUUUUAACCGAAACUUUGAAGGAGGAUAAUACUCCAAUGUCUACUCCACUCGCUUCUCUAAUUGAUCCCAUGUCAACUGCCAUUCCAACUCUCCACAAUAUGUCGAUUGUCUCGGAAUCUGAAUGCUCCAACAACUCUUCGCUUAUCAAUGUUGCUGAUGUCGAAUCCACAGAAGUUGCUCUCCGUACUUCUCUUCUUCUAGUCGGUGAACUUAAAGCUCAACUGAACGCUCAAGCUUCAAAAAUGGCCGAAAGUCUCCAGAGAAGCAUGAGCUCGAAUUCUGACAUGGAGCAAAUGAAGAACGAAUUCCAACUCAAAAUGAAAGAAUCAGCUAUGAGUGUAGAGAAAACAAUGGCAGAGAAAGAUUCGGCUAUCGAGCAGCUCAAAGUGCAAUUGGCACAAAGCCAACAGGUAGCGGAUUUGUGGAAGCAAGGAGCCGAGAAGAACAGCAUCGCGUCAUAUAGUGAUUCGAAGACAACUGUUGAUAGACUUCUCGAGGAGAAUUCGAGAUUGAGAAGUCAGGUGGAUGAAGAAGUCGCUCGUCGUAUGCAGGAAACCGAACACCGUAAAAUGCUUACAGAGCAAUUGAAAGAAGCCAGAGGAGGGUCUGUGUUCGACCCACCAGCUUCAUUGAUUGCUCGUCAGUUGGCAGAUAGAACGGAUUACUCAUUGAGAUUGGAGCAAGAGUUGACUACUUUGAGACAAGAAUUGGAGGAGUCGAAGCAAGCAUUAAAGAAGGCUACUGAAGAGUCCAGUAAUAAGGAUCAGAUCGUUAGUGCUCUGCAUGAGGACCAAGUGGAAAGCACCCGUAUGCUCGCAUCGAACGAGCAGGUCAUCAACAGUCUCAAGCAAAAGUGCCGUCAACUCGGAGUUCUCGAAGAUUUCUCUUCUUGA